Messenger RNA from Suncus etruscus (white-toothed pygmy shrew), 1257 nucleotides. RefSeq names its product C5a anaphylatoxin chemotactic receptor 1-like. The record is from RefSeq and is a predicted model, not a curated record. Gene Ontology annotation, biological process: complement receptor mediated signaling pathway; phospholipase C-activating G protein-coupled receptor signaling pathway; positive regulation of cytosolic calcium ion concentration. Lineage: Eukaryota; Metazoa; Chordata; Mammalia; Eulipotyphla; Soricidae. Gene Ontology annotation, molecular function: complement component C5a receptor activity; G protein-coupled receptor activity. The coding region runs from base 1 to 1257 and encodes 418 amino acids. Gene Ontology annotation, cellular component: plasma membrane. The transcript has 4 exons.
AUGCUGGCUCUGGUGCUUAUCAUCCUGUCCUUCGUGUUUAAAAGAGACUCCGAGGAUUCUGUUUCUAAGAGGAACUGGCGCUGGCCAGCCACACGCUUCACCAAGACUCUCAAGAUGGUGGUGGCCAUGGUGACCAGCUUCUUCAUCUUCUGGCUGUCCUAUCAGAUUUCCCUCAUGAUUUUUGUCUUGCUCCCCAGACCCUUCCCUGGCUGGAAGCUCUUAUCAUUCCUGACUAUGGACAAGGAGCGCAAGUCCCACCCUCUUUCCAUGGCGGAUUCUGAGGUCCCUAAGAACCAGAUCCAGGACUUCAUGAACUUCAGCAAAAUGAAUGACAGUUCCUAUGACAACAGAAGUUCGGGGCCCCCGCCUAGUUUCCAGGCCUAUGACGUGGUGGCCGUGGUCAUCUACAUAGUGGUCUUUGUGGUGGGCGUCCCGGGCAACGCGCUGGUACUGUGGGUGACAGUGUCGGAAGCCCGGAGGUCUGUUAACGCCAUCUGGUUCCUCAACCUGGCUGUGGCCGACCUCCUCUCCUGCCUGGCGCUGCCCAUCCACAUCAUGACCAUCCUCAUGCACGGCAACUGGCUUUUAGGCGACACAGCCUGUUCCGUCCUGACCGCAGUCUUCUACAUCAACCUCUACGCCAGCGUCCUGCUCCUCGCCACCAUCAGCGCCGACCGCUUCCUCCUCGUCUUCCGACCCAUCUGGUGCCAGAAGUACCGCAUGGCCAGGCUGGCCUGGCUGGCCAGUGGCGUGGCCUGGAUGCUGGCUCUCGUGCUCACCAUCCCGUUCUUAGUGUUCGGAGAAUUCUUCGAGGACUUCCUUUCCCAAACGGCCCUUUGUGUUGUAGUCUUAACGAUUGGCAGAGAAGAUUUUGACCUUGCUUUCAACGUCACGCUCUUUUUCCUGACUUUCCUGGGCCCCCUGGUCACGAUGAUCGUCUGCUACAGUUGCCUCUUGCUUCGGGCCUGGCGCCGGCCGGCCACGCGCUCCACCAAGACCCUCAAGGUGGUCGUGGCCGUAGUGACCUGCUUUUUCAUCUUCUGGCUGCCCUACCAGGUUACCAGGAUGAUAGUAGUCAUGUGGGACAUAAACUCCUACAAAUCAUUUUAUGUCUUCCCAUCCAGGAUAGAAAUGGCCCUGGCUUAUGUUAACUGCUGCAUCAAUCCCAUUAUUUAUGUAGCUGCCGCCCGGGGCCUCCACAUCCGGGUCUUCAAGUUCCGGCCUGGCCGGCUGCGUCAACUGCUGACCGAAGGCUAG